Molecule: messenger RNA, 408 nt
Organism: Parnassius apollo (apollo)
Lineage: Eukaryota; Metazoa; Arthropoda; Insecta; Lepidoptera; Papilionidae
Source: the annotation of a GenBank genome assembly
AUGCAGUGGAUAAAGUCAGAACCAAGAAAAUUCAAAACUUUCGUGGCCAACCGACUCGCCGAGAUCGAAGAGAAGUCCAAACCAGAAGACUGGAGAUGGGUACCAACUAAGGAGAAUCCAGCAGACGACGCCACGAGGGGAAUCCCAAUCGAAUUCGACCACAACGCUAGAUGGUUCAAUGGCCCGUCAUUUCUCCGCCCACCAGAAGAAGAAUGGCCGUUUCACGACUUCAAACCAGAGAGCAUUAUGCCAAAAGAAAAGCACAAACAGGAGGCGUUGGCAACUAUGGCAGCAGAAGACAUCCUUUUAAAUCCGGAAAGCGGGAAAGCUAUUAAAUCGAGAGCGACUGCUGCGCACUACAGCCAGAGUGGUUGCCUUUGCACACUACCUAUUAAAGAAGAGCCGUAA